GCUGGAGAAACUCACCUUCGCACCGGCAGCCUUUACCAAGCUCAGGCGACACCUGCGCGCGCGCGCUCCCGGGACGCGCGCCGCUCGCUCCAGAGGGCUGCCCCGUGCAAUUUGGGGAGGUCCCUUUUUGGGGAUGGGAGGCUGGUGGAGUGAAGGAGGGGCAGAGAGCUUUGCUUCCUAGAGAGGCCCGGCCAUUUGGGGGUGGGGAGUCCGUAUCGUGUGAAGCGGGCUGCUCCUCCUCGCCCGCCUUCUUCCACUCCCCCUCGUGGGAAAGUGGCCUUUGCAGUUCCCAGGGUUGGAGGCGGGGUGGGGGAGCUGGCGGAGGAGGUUGUUCGCCGCCGGCGCCGAGCAAAGUAGCUUCAUGUAAUCCGAAAUCUUGUGGCACUUUCCGUGACACUCCAGAAAGGGCAGGCGUGUUUGACCGCCGCUUGCAACGAAAUGUAGAAGACUAUUGGCUCUGGACUCUGAAGAGGCAGCAUGAAAACAUGCGGAGUAAAUAAUGAAGCUAGAAUGAAUUUCGAUAUGCCCCGUUGCGAGAGCUGUGCUCUUCCAAGCAAAGCCUUCUGAAAGCGCUACUCUGCGCCAUGGCAGUCAAUGUGCGAAUGAAUGAAAGAGAGGCAAAUCAGCUGGUGAGACCAGAGAAAGUGGCAUACAAUGGGGAAUCGUUGGAAGAGGACUUGUAUCAGUGUCCUGGGACAUCUGUAAACCAGCAGGUAACUCAUCCUGGGGAAAUAUCAAGGAAAGCCCUUCUUUAUGUGCAAGGAUCAGAUUGUGCAAGAAGCUUCCAUGAGAGCUUUGCCCCCUUGAAAUUCGAUGUGGCAGACAAGUUGUACAAAUGCUCUUUUUGUGGGGAAGAUCUCAAGCAGCGAUCCUACCUCAUCAGGCAUGAGAGGACCCACACAGGAGAAAAACCCUACAAAUGUUCAGUUUGUGGGAAAAGCUUCAGCCAGAGAUCUCACAUAAUUACACAUGAGAGGACUCAUACAGGAGAGAAACCAUACAAGUGCUCAGAUUGUGGGAAAAGCUUCAACCGCAGAGCAAACCUCAUGGCCCAUGAAAGGACCCACACAGGGGAGAAACCAUAUGAAUGUUCAGAUUGUGGCAAAUGCUUCAGCCAGAGCUCAUGGCUGAUGGCACAUAAAAUAAUCCACACUGGUGAGAAGCCCUACAAGUGCCAGGACUGUGGGAAGUGUUUCAAUCACCGGUCAAGCCUCAUUAAACAUGAGCGGUCCCAUUCAGAAGAGAGACCUUACACUUGCUCCAACUGUGGUAAGUCUUUCAAUGAGAGUUCAAAGCUUAUCAAGCAUCAAAGAAUUCACACAGGGGAAAAACCAUACAAGUGUCCCUGGUGUGGAAAAAGCUUCUGCUUUAGGUCCAGCCUUAGUCAACAUGAGAGAACACACACAGGGGAGAAGCCAUAUGAAUGCUGCGACUGUGGUAAAAGGUUCAGGCAGAAGUCACACCUGAUUAGACAUGAGAGGAUGCAUACUGGUGAGAAACCGUACAAUUGCUCGGACUGCCUGAAAACCUUUAGCCGGAGCUCAGCUCUCAUUGAACACAAAAGGAUCCACACAGGAGAGAAGCCAUACAAGUGUUCAUUCUGUGGGAAGAGUUUCAACCAACGCUCAUACAGCAUCAUUCACGAGAGAAGCCACACAGGGGAGAAGCCGUAUAAAUGCUUAGACUGUGGAAAAAGUUUCAAUCAGAGAUCCCACCUUGGGAUACAUGAGAGGACCCAUGCCACUGAAAAACCGUAAUGUUCUCUGUCUUGUUGUGAAACUUUUGUCAGAUGUGUGCUCUGAACUUUAUUAGAAUCUGACACAAGUGAGAAACAAGAGUUUUAGAUCACAGUACAUUCUAUCAUGACAAUCUUAUUCAUUGAGCUUGUUGUAUAUCAAUGACCAUCCUGCGACAUACUUCAGGUACUGCUACACAAAAUCUGGCAAUGCUGUUUAUCAGGAUUGGUAUCUGUAAGCUGCAAGGAAAUAUAACAUUAUCCUGUGUGUCCUUGAAAUCUAUGCAGCAGUGGCACGAAAUAUAACAUUAUCCUGUGCGUCCUUGAAAUCUAUUCAGCAGUGGCACGAAGCAAUGAAACUUUAUAUCACUAUGCACUGAAAAUGAAUCUGGCUUCAUAACAAUGCAAGAAUAUGUCCACUCUCCCACAUGGUUGCUGGUGGUCCCCGGCCCCUCUAUGAUGCGGCUGGCCUCCACUGGGGCCAGGGCCGUGCCUGGUGGAACAGCCUCCCUCCAUCUGUCCGGGCCCUGCGGGACCUUGGUGAGUUCCGCAGGGCCUGUAAGACUGAGCUGUUCCACCGGGCUUUUGGGGGGCCGGCUGCUGAGGAUGCCCCCUGUCUCCUACCCCCUUCCCCUUGUUUUCUGUUUGUUUAAUUAAGUGGCCCAUUUUAGUGGGGACCUUUUGGGUUCCCCUGGGGGGGGGGGGUGUUGGUUUUAGUUCUCGGA
Molecule: messenger RNA, 2460 nt
Organism: Sphaerodactylus townsendi
Lineage: Eukaryota; Metazoa; Chordata; Lepidosauria; Squamata; Sphaerodactylidae
Product: zinc finger protein 501-like
Exons: 3
Coding region: 585-1757 (390 amino acids)
Biological process (GO): regulation of cytokine production; regulation of immune system process; negative regulation of transcription by RNA polymerase II
Source: RefSeq, a predicted model, not a curated record